GUCCUGAAAUUUCAGAAAGGCCAUGGCAAAGAAGAGAGUGGCCGUUAUAGGAGGUGGCUCCAGCGGACUUUGCAGCAUCAAAUGCUGCUUGGACGAAGGCCUGGAUCCUGUGUGCUUUGAGAGCAGUGAAGAUAUCGGGGGACUCUGGAGGUUCAAGGAGAAUCCUGAAGAAGACAGGGCCAGCAUUUACAAAUCUGUGAUCAUCAACACCUCCAAAGAGAUGAUGUGCUUCAGCGACUUCCUCAUCCCAGAUGACUACCCCAACUAUAUGCCCAACUUCAAGAUCAUGGAGUACUUCCGGAUAUAUGCCAAGCAUUUUGACCUUCUAAAGCACAUCCGCUUCAGGACUAAAGUGUGCAGCGCAACUAAGCGUCCAGAUUUCGCUAGCAGUGGCCAGUGGGAUGUCGUUGUAGAAACUGAUGGAAAACAGGAAUCGUUGGUUUUUGAUGCAGUCAUGGUUUGCACUGGCCACCACACCCACCCGCACCUGCCUCUCAAUACUUUCCCAGGUAUAGAAAAAUUCAAAGGCCGCUAUCUUCACAGCCGAAAUUACAAGGACCCUAAUGAGUUCACAGGGAAGAGAGUCAUUGUGAUCGGCAUCGGGAACUCAGGCGGAGAUCUCGCUGUGGAGAUCAGCCACACGGCAGAACAGGUCUUCCUCAGUACUCGCCGAGGGGCGUGGAUCUUGAAUCGUGUUAGUGACAAAGGCUACCCAGGAGAUGUGGUGUUUUCCACCCGUUAUAAUCUGUUACUGAAGCAGUCUUUGAUUCCAUCCAUAAUAAACAACUGGGCAGAAAACAAGCUGAACGAAAGAUUUAACCAUUCUCACUAUGGCUUGAAGCCUCAGCACAGGUUUCUCAGCCAGCAUCCGACCAUCAACGACGAGCUGCCAAACCGCAUCAUUUCCGGCAAAGUUCUAGUAAAAUCGAACAUCAAGGAAUUCACUGAAAGUGCUGCCAUCUUUGAGGACGGUUCAAAGGAAGAAAAUAUCGAUUUUGUCGUCUUUGCCACGGGAUAUAGUUUCUCUUUCCCGUUCCUUGGGAAUACUCUCCCAGUAACUGAGAACCAGAUUUCCCUGUAUAAGUUUGUUUUCCCUCCUCACUUGGAGAAGCCGACCCUGGCUAUCAUCGGCCUCGUCCAGCCUCUGGGGGCCAUCAUGCCCAUUUCAGAACUGCAAGCCCGCUGGGCGAGCCGCGUGUUCAAAGGGCUCGUUACGGUACCUUCAACAAGUGAAAUGGUAUCAGAUAUCACAGCCAAGAAAGAAGCCAUGGAAAAAAGGUAUGUGAAAAGCCCCCGUCACACCAUCCAAGUGGAUUAUAUUGAUUACAUGGACGAGCUGGCCUCUCUGAUUGGGGUGAAGCCUAACAUCCGAUCACUGCUCCUCACAAAUCCCAAGCUGGCCUGGGAGGUUUUCUUUGGGCCGUGCACACCAUUUCAGUAUCGCCUGCAAGGGCCGGGGAAAUGGGCCGGAGCCGAGAAAGCUAUCCUGACGCAGAAGGACCGGAUCCUCAAGCCCCUGAGGACAAGGCCCACCGACGACUCGGCUGGAGGUGCCUUGCUACCCUUUGUGUUCAAGAUCGCUUGCUUGGCUGUGGCUGUCUUUGCUGUAGUCUGUGCUUUUUUUUAG
This is a messenger RNA of Euleptes europaea (tarantolino), 1627 nucleotides long. Its product is annotated as flavin-containing monooxygenase 5-like. The transcript has 8 exons. The record is from RefSeq and is a predicted model, not a curated record. Bases 23 to 1627 code for a protein of 534 amino acids. Gene Ontology annotation, molecular function: N,N-dimethylaniline monooxygenase activity; NADP binding; flavin adenine dinucleotide binding. Lineage: Eukaryota; Metazoa; Chordata; Lepidosauria; Squamata; Sphaerodactylidae.